GUUGCUAGCGACAAAGGAGGCUACAGUCAACUAGACGUGCGAAUUCGAAGGAGAUAAACAAUUAACUUUUGUUUUAAUCACUUUGCAAUAAGGAACAGGAUCUUUAAAAGAAUCUACAAUGGAUGAUGAACAACUGCGAAAUAUUGCACAGCUUUUGGUGAAGAGUGUAAUAGAGAAAGCUGUUGAUAAAAUAAAUACCGAAACAAGGGAAAUAAACGAAGGUCUUGACCAGGGAGUUGAUGAUAUUGAAGAGAUGACCAUUGGACGGUCAAUUAUGUACAUCCGCGAAUUUCGAAUUUCACCAACUGUUAAUAAGAUUGAGGGAAUGGCAGGACAACUGGAUAAGGAAGUAGACGACAUUGUAGGACUGACCAGUGAACGGUCAAUCACAGCCAUACACGAAUGUCAAAGUUUUACAACUGACAAUAAGACGGAGGGAAUGAUUGGACUUCACAAAACCUUGGUUACUGCAACAUCGGAAGUAACAACUGGCGCUACAGGAAGUAAGCCCCUAAAGAUUAAAGAUGGUCGAAUCAAACCAAGUGUUGGAGGAAACGAUAACCAGCCUCAUAUUAUCACCUCUGACCCCGUCAAAGACGUCAAACUGACAGGACUCAAGAUAGGGCACGAGGCUACAACGGAUGCGCAGAUGACCAAUGCCACCCAAAAGAAGAAUGUACUUGAACGAUUGUUGGACAGAAUUCUCAAGAGAAACAAGAAAGAAGCGAAGGAAAUGAAUACCGCUACAGCUGGUGGCAGCACCAGCACCUCAGUCGGUGGAAAGAAGAAGAGCGCAUCCAAGGCCCAUAACAAGAGAGACUGGAUACGUAGAAAUCUCCUGUGCUGCUUCGUCAGACAGACUGCCACAGUCGAGCCUGUAUUUGACUAAAUACAGACAGAGAAACAAGUCAUGAACAUUAAUGAGAAAAAAGUCUGUUGUAAAUAAUAGACCUGCAGUAGUGACCAGUAUAUAUUACAGCCUGCUUUCCUUUGUUAUAAAGAGACAGACCGGAUUUCCUGCUGUAUCAUCACUGAGAUAUGUUAAAACUAUUAGAUAAAAUAUUUGUAAAUAAAGAAAAACAAUG
Messenger RNA from Mizuhopecten yessoensis (Yesso scallop), 1085 nucleotides. RefSeq lists its product as uncharacterized. Lineage: Eukaryota; Metazoa; Mollusca; Bivalvia; Pectinida; Pectinidae. Bases 119 to 889 code for a protein of 256 amino acids. The record is from RefSeq and is a predicted model, not a curated record. The transcript is spliced from 5 exons.